Messenger RNA from Armigeres subalbatus, 3185 nucleotides. RefSeq lists its product as uncharacterized. The record is from RefSeq and is a predicted model, not a curated record. Lineage: Eukaryota; Metazoa; Arthropoda; Insecta; Diptera; Culicidae. The transcript has 4 exons. The coding region runs from base 103 to 3102 and encodes 999 amino acids.
AUUGAAAAUGUUAUUAAUCGUUUGGAUCAUAGUAAUCCUGCUGGAACACCUGUCGGGCUGUCAAAUAAAUUCCAUUCAUCAUCACCUCAAUUCGGCCCUGAAAUGUCCUACACUACCCAGAAGGAGUUCUUCAACGUGCCCUUCCACAAUGAGGCACCUAAGCUUCCGGAGCGUAAGCGUAGCGAUGGUGCUCUCAUGACGUACGACCUGUGCACCGAUGGGCGAGCAUGGGCGCUGGACAAACAGAAACGCUCCAACUACAUUCUGGACGUGGUGCACAAGACGCGUUUCAAAAAGGCGAUGUUGCAUCCGGAAGGUCAGUUCGAACUCUCGAAAGACUAUCUGAUCCAUCUGGAUGUGGAAGACUUGGCUGAUUACAUCCUGAGCCUUCAAGCGGAGGUCAAGAGGAAAAACGAAUCGGUUCAACAGCUAGAGGAGGCUCGCCGAAGUAUGGGCGAAGAGUUGGACGCGAUUCAGAUGAAGUCCGACGAGCUGAACGUAAUUCAACAGCGUUCAGCAAUGCUAGCUGAGGAACGUAACGAUUUUGAGCAACAAAUGGAACAGUUGGAAAUGGUGAUUGUGGAUCUGAAAGACCGUGCCGAUCGGUACGACCUGCUUGCCAACGAAAAUAAGCUGCUGCGGGACCAAUUGAAGCAUCAGCGUAUGGAAGCUGCUGACAGGAUACGGCUAAUCAACGCCGAGGUAGAGGCGAAUUUUAACCGAAUGCGCGCCGAAGACUGUGAGAAGUUGGAAGCGGAAUUGGCAAUGUUUAAGGCACAGUAUGAAGAUAUGCGACAGCAGAAAAGGGGAUUGAAAGAACAGCUGCAGACCGCGCUUAUGAAACAGUCCAAGAUGAUGGAUUUGAAAAGGCAAUUGGCGCUUGAGCAAGUUCAUAGAGAGAAAGUCGAAGAUGAAUUGGAGCAUCUACUGUCACUUUAUGAUCAACAGUUCCAAACUUUGGGCGAAAAAUCGCUUCCAGCAAUUACGGGUAUGAACGAACAGAGUGCAGAGCGUUGGGUUGACAGUCGAGUAUUGUCAUCGGCUAUCGAACCAGUAGUCUCUGCUUCAGAAAAUGUGAUGAAGAAAUGUGAAAACUGUAAAAAUAUUGAGAUGGAGCUUGAAAAUCGUCGACGUAUUCAAAAGGAGGAACUAGAAGUUCGUGAGAGUCAAAGCAAAGCCUUGCAAGAGCAAGUUAAUUUGCUGAAAAAGGAAAUGGAUCUGACCGCAAGUGCAAUGAAAGAUGAAGACAAAUCACGUAAACUAACGGCAGAUUUUAAAAACUACCAGGAUGAAAUUGAAAUGCUGCGGAAAUCUGAACGGGAAGCACAGCAGAAAUUAUUAGACGUGGAACAGACCUUGAAACAAACAGAGGCAAAAUUGGUAGAGGAAUCUAGGAAAAAAGAAACACUCGAAACUGCCGCUUUGAAAGAAUCAACGCAAAACGCAGAUGACAGCACAGCAAAAGAAAUGAUCAGACUUCAGGAAAUGUUGAAGAAUGCACAAACAGAACUUGACAAAAAAUCGAAGGACUUCGAAGAAUUGACCCAAGAUAAUAAACGACUUCAAGCUGAGGCAGUGACACGGAAUGAGGAAAUAGAAAAACUGCAGGAAAUUCAAAGGCAGCAAUCAGCUCAAAUUGAAGUCUCCAACAUUGAACAAGCACAAAAAUCCGAACAAAUGAUAGUUUCGGGUGGCGCGGAGAUCGAUUCUUUGAAAAAGGUCAACGAUGACUUACAAAAAGAGAUAGCACGAUUGUUAGAAGCUCAAAGUAUGACCCAGGCUGAUGCAUCGAAGGCAGCGGAAAGUGAAGCAGGAUUGCGGGCAACGAUUGAUAAUCUGCUCUUGGAAUUGCAAGACGCCAAAGCAAGGGCUGAACAUAACGAGGAAACUAUUAGAAAAAUGGAGGUGGAAGUUGAAAUGGCCCGAUCAAGUCAGCAGUUAGCAGAGCCAGAACCUGCUGUGAUUGAUGCACGCGAGACAGAGCUAUUGAAUGAAAAGAUUAGAGAACUAGAGGAGAAACUAAAAGAAUGUGAAACAACGAAAAAUCAGUUAAGACGUGAAACAACAACAAAUGAAGCUGAUCAAGAUGAGAAUCAGGCAGAACUUGACGUUUCCUCGCAGAAAAUUUUUGAAACGAAAUCUGAUAUACUUGAAAUAUUAGGUAGCGCUGAACUGAUGACAAAUGCAGAAGAAUCGGUACAUGAAAAUGGUGAUGAUGAAGAAGUUCGUUCCAGUGCAUCUCAGGAAACCAUAAUUGCUGAAGAAGCAGAAAAACAGCGUUCGAGUGUGAAGUUAGAAAAAGAUGACGAAGCAGGGGUUGAGGCGGAUGGUCGUCGUUCUGCUGACAGGAUUACUAUAGAAGACGAAGAUGAUAUCGGAGAAGAAGAUAUUGAUGAUGUGGGCGUUGCCGAAUCUUUACCAACAAAAGAUAGCAACGAAGAUACAGAGCGAAGGGCAUCGCAAGAACAAAAGACACGACCAGAGUCGAAUGGGUUCAUGGACGGCGAUAUCAUCAGCAUAGGAACUUCUGAUCCGGAUAAAACAAGGUUGAUUGCUAUUAAAAUUGUUCGCCAUGGGAUAGACAUUUUGGUGAUUGCUGAACUGGAUCAUCUACACCGGGAAAUAUGCCGCGCUAUCAUUGAAAGGUAUCUUAAGCUGGGCCAGAACGUGAAAGCGAUUGACCAAGCCAUGUACGAAUGUCAUCACAUUUUGGAUUCGGUCAAGAAGAUGGGUAACAAUGAAAUGAACUGUAUGUUGGGAAAUCCUUCUACUCAGGUCCCGAUGGUAAACCAUCUUUUGCUGGAAGAUGAAAUUCCGGAUAAAUUGCCAGCAAAAUCAAAACAGCGGUCUAAAUCAACUAGCUUCAGCCAAGGAUCAAGGUCGCUGAAUAAUGCAGGCCGAGUAUUAGUCGGAGAAUAUGAUGAACGAUACGGAGGAGACAAAUGGUCCUCAAAGAAACAGGGAAAAGCGAUAACGGAAAAUAGUGAUCAGUGCAGAACCCGACCGUGGAGAGCAGCACCAAAAACUCCAACCGAAACAAUGGUUGCCAGCACCUUAGCCGACGGAUCGAGAAUCGUUGUACGUCAGAAGCGUAAUUUGUAGUUUAUGGAUGAAGUAUGUAUCGAAUUCAAACUUUUUACGGGAACCUUUCGGACAACUAACUUGUUAUGAACUGAUUAAAAAAA